Diospyros lotus (date-plum) is the source of this 1625-nucleotide messenger RNA. RefSeq names its product ceramide synthase LOH2. Lineage: Eukaryota; Viridiplantae; Streptophyta; Magnoliopsida; Ericales; Ebenaceae. Gene Ontology annotation, biological process: ceramide biosynthetic process. Gene Ontology annotation, molecular function: sphingosine N-acyltransferase activity. Gene Ontology annotation, cellular component: membrane; endoplasmic reticulum. Bases 375 to 1241 code for a protein of 288 amino acids. The record is from RefSeq and is a predicted model, not a curated record. The transcript is spliced from 6 exons.
CGCCACACCUCCAAUGGGCGCCGACGUGCCGUUAUACGCUCAUUUCGGUUAUCAUCAGAUGCAAUCACGCAAUCUCCACCGGUGCAUACACUUGCGAUCCUGCCACAACAAAAUCAACAAUCUCUCCCCCGCAGUCGCGCGCGCACACACGCAAAUCUCAACCCUUCCGCCUCUCUAUUUCUUGUCUCUAUCCCUCCCUCAGCUUCCCGCGCUCUCUCUCCAUCUCUGAACGCGUUGCCAAUUAGGAGAUUAGAGAGUUGAACGCGCGGCAAUCUUUUGUUGUUGCGCGGUUUCGGAAGUUGAGAUCGGGCGCGUGGCGGUGGAUGGAUCUGUUGAUCGAAGCGACUCUCUGAGUUCAGCGUUCGAAGUCACCAAUGGCCUGGAUCGGAGGCGACAAUGACGUCCCCAGCGCUUCGCAUUUCGCCUAUGCCGUGUGCUUCGCUUUUGGCUUCGUCGGCGCCAGGUUAUUGCUUGACAGAUUUGUCUUCCGUAGGUUAGCCACGUGGUUUCUGUCCAAUGGUUCCAUCCCAUUAAAGAUUAGAAAAGCUACAAAUACAAAAAUAGUGAAAUGCUCAGAGUCUAUGUGGAAGUUGACAUACUAUGCCACAGUUGAAUUAUGUGUUCUAACAAUUACCUACCAUGAGCCAUGGUUUGGGGAUGGGAAAGGAUACUUCAGAGGCUGGCCAAAUCAAGAAUUGAAGCUCCCCCUAAAGCUUUUCUAUAUGUGCCAGUGUGGGUUCUACAUAUAUAGCAUUGCUGCCCUUCUUACAUGGGAAACCCGAAGGAAAGAUUUUUCUGUGAUGAUGUCUCAUCAUGUGGUCACUGUAAUUUUGAUUGGGUAUUCAUAUAUUUCAGGUUUCUUCCGGAUUGGCUCAAUUAUCCUUGCACUGCACGACGGAAGUGAUGUAUUUAUGGAAGCUGCUAAAGUUUUCAAAUAUUCUGAGAAGGAGCUUGGAGCAAGUGUUUGUUUUGGAUUGUUUGCUAUUUCUUGGCUUCUACUAAGGCUGAUAUACUUUCCAUUCUGGGUUAUAAAGUCCUCAAGCAAUGACCUCUGUGAGUGUUUGAGGUUGCCAGAAGCAUAUGACAUGGUAUUGUACUAUGUCUUCAAUACAAUGUUAUUGACCUUACUUGUGUUCCACAUAUACUGGGGGAUUCUCAUAUAUUUGAUGAUCAUGAGGCAGCUGAAAAAUAGGGGGAAAGUUGGAGAAGAUAUUAGAUCUGAUUCAGAGGAUGAUGAUUAGUUGGAAUUGUAGUAAAAUCUUUUAGCUGAAAUAUACAUUGCCAUGAGAAUGUCUGUGUCUUGUUGACUCAAAAGUUGUUGCAUCUGCCAUGAGAUAUGCUUAAGCCAUGGGAAGACUAUUGUCAGUGUCAGACUGGUUUGCAAGCUUUGCUUGCCUCGGCAUUUUGUUGGUUCCAAAGAGAGUUUGGAAAUUCUGCAUUUGUACGUAAAUUAUUUUUGUUGGUUUAGAAAGGAAGUUAGGACCGCAUACUUUCCCCUUUCAGACCAAGUCUGGUGUAAAAAUAACUGGCAAUUCCGUUGUUGUAGCUUUUCCAUAUGACCCCAUACACCUUUGAUAAAAUAGCAAUCAGCAUUCAAUGAAAACAACGCUAACCAUUUUUAAUUA